CAUCAAUUAUGUGCGGAUCUGGCACGACGAGUCCCGCGAGCGCUCCGGCGACCCCGCCUUCCUGUGCCUGUGGCGCCCGGUGCCCCCCGCCGGCUACAUGCCGCUGGGGCUGCUGGUGGGGCUGGGAGGCAGGCCGCCGCAGCCGGGGGUACCCGUCAGGUGUGUUCGUGCCGACCUGGCAGCCCCCGAGCCGCUCCCCCGCUCCCUCCCCGACUGGCAGCUGCCCGCCAGCCGGCAGCGGGCGCUGGGGCUGCGGGGGUGGCAGGCGGACCCGGGGCGCAGCGGGGUGUUCGCAGUGCUGGUGGGGGGGCCGCAGG
This is a messenger RNA of Astrephomene gubernaculifera, 317 nucleotides long. The record is from the annotation of a GenBank genome assembly. NCBI's taxonomy places the organism in Eukaryota, Viridiplantae, Chlorophyta, Chlorophyceae, Chlamydomonadales, Astrephomenaceae.